This is a messenger RNA of Daldinia childiae, 1407 nucleotides long. Its product is annotated as putative spx domain-containing protein. The record is from RefSeq and is a predicted model, not a curated record. Gene Ontology annotation, biological process: vacuolar transport; microautophagy; polyphosphate metabolic process. NCBI's taxonomy places the organism in Eukaryota, Fungi, Ascomycota, Sordariomycetes, Xylariales, Hypoxylaceae. The transcript is spliced from 3 exons. Gene Ontology annotation, cellular component: vacuolar transporter chaperone complex; fungal-type vacuole membrane. Bases 1 to 1407 code for a protein of 468 amino acids.
AUGAAAUACGGGGAGCAUUUUGAAGAAGAGUCGGUCCCGAGCUGGAGUCUACAUAACAUCGACUACAAUUCGCUGAAGCACCAGAUUAAAGUACACACCACUAAAGACCAGGCCACCGCAAUUGCUAUUCCUGGCCAGCAGGACCAUGCCCUGAAGAGAUUUGAGGACGCCUUCUAUAUCGAACUCUGUAACCAGCAUAAUCGCGUUGGUCUCUUCGUUACAAGCAAAGCCGACGAGAUCUCAAGACGACUAUGUCACCUUUCCGACUCGAUACACCAACUCAUAGUACGAUGUAACAACGCCGGUGGAGUGUCGUCUAAGCGACAACGACGACUCGCUAAAUACGCAUUACAAGUCGACGAGUGCGACGACGAUAUUAAGGCAUUGAGCCGAUUUGUUAACGCCCAGGUUAUCGCGUUCCGUAAAAUACUCAAGAAAUACAGGAAAUGGACUGGCUCGACAACGUUAAGUAGUCGUUUUAAAGAGAAUGUCCUCACCUCACCCAAGAGCUUCACGAGACGCGACUUUCAUCCAUUACGACUACACCACCGAGAAUUGCUCGCCACCUUAGAGGCCGCCACUCCCGACCUCAACUCCCUCCAGAUCGAACGACAGAAAGUUAAAUUACAAUUCGAACGACGCGGCGACAGUCGCCGAUCUUCGCAGACACAAUCCCCGAAACCCGCAUCCAUUAGUACACCGGGCGGUUCGUCGAUGACGUAUUGGAACGAGUACGAACACGGAAGCGAGGCGGGUGAUCACGAUGAGGAACGAGGAUACGCAAUCUAUAUCGACCCUAACGCGAGUGUCGACUUCCCAGGCUUUGUGUAUAUUAAAAUGAUUUUCACUGUCCCGGUAGACAAAGUUCGGCACUGGUUGAAAACGCGCACGCCACAUCUAUAUUCAUCCGAAACACAAUCCCUUCUUAGCAGCCCUUCGCCUGAUUAUUUCAGUACCCGACAUUCGACUGCACAGACGACCGACAACGAAGCGACCGAAGACGAAUAUGCAUCGUCAUUAAAUUCUAGUGUCGGUCGCCGGAAGGGAGCACGCUAUGCAGCAUUGGCGGCGACAGAAGAACACAAUGACUACCAAGUGACCUUGUAUCGCGAUAAGGUGUUGACUCGGACCGUAAUAUUCACUUUCGUUGCUGCGUUUAUCCUCUUACUCGUCUCUGGGGUAUUGGUAGCAACGGGUCGACAUAAGCUCCGACUCGAAGUCGACGCUGGCGUUACGAUUGGAUCCGUAGCAAGUUUAUUCUGCGCUUGCAUGGGCUUAGGUGCUAUGUUAUAUCGUCAGUAUCCCGUCAGUAUUCUAUACAGUCUUGCUGUCUGGGCGGCGUUCAUAGCUGUGUGUGCCUUGAAUGGCAUGUUGCUUGUAUUAGUAGUGGGGAGCAACGGGUUAUGA